Molecule: messenger RNA, 3695 nt
Organism: Equus quagga
Lineage: Eukaryota; Metazoa; Chordata; Mammalia; Perissodactyla; Equidae
Gene: TMEM167A
Product: transmembrane protein 167A
Exons: 5
Coding region: 70-372 (100 amino acids)
Biological process (GO): protein secretion; intracellular transport
Source: RefSeq, a predicted model, not a curated record
CGGGGCGUGCACGCCUCUUCCGCCCUGGGCCCGGAAGGGUGAUGUGGCUGGGGCUUCGCCGGCCUCACUAUGUCUGCCAUUUUCAAUUUUCAGAGUCUGUUGACUGUAAUCUUGCUGCUUAUAUGUACCUGUGCUUAUAUCCGAUCCUUGGCGCCCAGCCUCCUGGACAGGAAUAAAACUGGGUUGUUGGGUAUAUUUUGGAAGUGCGCCAGAAUUGACAAAAGAUAUAAAUUUAUGAACAAUGCGACUGAGCUCAAUGAGGAAGCUCUGAAGAUGACAAUGACCUUGAAGAUUUUCAUUGGCGAACGGAAGAGUCCCUAUGUUGCAAUAUGCUGUAUAGUGAUGGCCUUCAGCAUCCUGUUCAUACAGUAGCUUGGAAAAAUGCCAGAAUUUGUCAUCAGAUUUCAAUAUGAAAAAAGGACUUAUCUGCAGAAAAUAGUGGAAAGAAUGGUUAACCUUUUUAUCUCUGAACAUUGAAUGAGAUAAAUUUCCAGCUGCUGUUCUCUAUUUUUGUUAUUGGACCAAUGUUCUAUAUAAAUAAUUAGGAUGCAACCAUUUAAUACUCAGAGUUUGAUAUGUCUGUAACAAUCAGCCUCACUCCUGUCACUACAAUAUUACAUUCUGCAAACAUCAUUCUGUUGUGUCAGAUACCAGUUUUUAGUGAGGUAUCUCUAAGGUACAUAGAAAACAAAAUUGGUAAAUUACUCAAGUUACUUUCACUGUGAUUUGGAAAUGGUAUAUCUUUAUAGAAUGAGGCCUUUUUUAGACUAGCUUUUUUAUUGAAAAAAAAAGGUUCAAUUUGUGUUGGUAAGGAUUGCAUUCAUAUUUAAUAAUGCUUGCUUUUCCUCUGGCCACACCGUUUUGAGCAUUAACCAGAGUACCUCUACUCUUAGCAAACUGUAGCUUAUUACAGUGUUUAAACUAUUUAAAACAAGCCUAUGCAGUUCUUAAGGAGGAAGAUAAAUGAGAAGUGAUUUAAGAGUAGUAUUGCUAAAAUGUUCAUAUUUAACAUAGAAAAGUUUAGAAUAGCUGACUGGCUUAGAAGCCUCUGCAGCCUCUCUGGUUAAGUAUGGAUAGAUGUCUUGAGCAUAAAUUUGACCAGCUAACUGUCGUUCUCUAAACAAGACUGCAUUCUUAGAAUGAAAAGAGCAAAACAGAACACUUACAGAAUGAUAAUCCUAUAUAUGUUUUUCUUUUUUUAUUUUUAGUGUUAGGUCUCCACUUAUUUUAAUUGCUCCAAAAUGCAAACUGUAUUUUUUGUUGUUUUUUAAUACAGCACUUUAAAUCUAGUUUAUGUUUUGUCUGUCAACUUGAACUGGAAUCUCUUGUGUAACUUAGUAGGUUAUGAUAAACAGUUUUUAAAUCUACUUAUCCAUAUAUCAUGGCGUAUGUGUCUUUGAGCUUUGUUAAUAAAGGAGAAACUUCAGUAGUUUUCGUUGAGGCAAGAGGACCAUUGGGAAUGUGACUUACAAAUCUUGCAGUAGAGCCGUUGUUUUAAGUUUAUGGUUAACAUUUCUUAAGUUCAACUGAAAUUGAGUUAAAAUUUCAAAGCUAAAAGGAACUUACGUAUCUUAGCUAAAAAUUGCCCGUUAUAGAUGGCAUUAAUUAAAUAUUGUUUUCAGCUAUUAAUUCCCCAUAAAGGUAAAAAGGAAUCCUUUAUUCUUUUUCUUUUAAGAAAAGAAAAUUCUUUAUCAUUAUUUUAAAAUGAGUCUGCCAGUAGCUGUUUCUGCAGAAACAAAGUAUGGAACUGAAAGCCACCUAUUUUUAAAGACCACAUUAAACUACGUGGGAAGAAUUCUAGGAAAUAUCUAAAAAAAGUUUUUAUGUGUUGCUUGCUUUUUUUUACAAAAGGUAAAAGUUGCUGCCCACUGUCAGUAUCUGUUUAUUUUACAUUUUUGGCAUAUCUAUAGCUGGUUAAAAGUGGUAUAUUUCGCUUUAGACAAGGAAUCAGGUUAUGAUAAUUAUUCCUACCCUGACCUGUCUCUUGGGCUUUGCAUUAGGUCAAUGAUUUUCAGGGUAUCCCAAAAAUAGGCCUCUCUUAUAAGCAUAUACGUGCAAGUAAGUCACCUUUCUGGGUCUAGUUUCUGAGUGGCCAUCUGUUGUCCAACUCUGCUGCCAACUAGACUUUUCCAAAAGCUGUGUCAACUAAAUUUUUAUAUGCUGAUACAAAUCUAAUAUAACAAAGGAAGAAUAUUCUACACAAUCAGUUCUAAAACAUUUCUUUAAUUUGACAUUUCAGAGGCGGUAGGUGGAAAGUGGAGGAAGAAUUAAUUUCUUUGGAAACUUUGUGGUAACAAAAAUUUUUACUCUGUGUAGAUACUGAACAGAGUGGGAGGCAGCUUAUUUCUGACCCAAGACAUUCUGACCUUUUGAAACACAAGCUCUUUGGGAGGUGGGAGAAAGACACAGGAUUCUAUGAAAAAAAGCAGUUAGCAUUUUCUUUACUGUAUUUUUUUCAAAGACCUACCACUGAAUCCUGUUCUCUAACUCAAAGGCAGCGUAGGUAGGUUUAAGCCCGUGGAAUAUUCAGAGAUUUUUUUGUGGUCUUGCUGGGGUGGUAGGAUGCAGACGAGGAUUAAAGAUCAAUUUAAGCCUCGGAUGAACCAUCUCUGUCACUCAGACUUUGCAGCACUGGAUGGGAUGAUGGGCACUGAAGUCCACAUCUUACUAGAUUCAAAUACUCUCCCUAACCCCCUUCCUGGCUCCAGAAUCUUGAUUCUGUCUCUCUGGAGUUUGUUUUGUGCUGAUGUUUAGUUCCUGAUUGGCCUCAGCUGUGUCUGUGACAGGAGCAUGUCUUGUUUCCAGGCAGUCUUAAAACGUGGUCAAUCAAAAGGCCACAUGGUCAGUUAAAUUCCUUCUGUGGCUUAAAAAAGUUUGGAUGCAAGUCCAAUGUCUUGUUAUUGCCUGUGCUGCUGUGCCAGGCAAUAUUCUGAAUGUUCUUACAUGUUCAAAUUCAAAAUAACCCUUUCAUGCUGGGGAUAAUAAUAAUAUAUAAUUUGUAAUAGAUUCCUUCAUCUUAGUAAUGCCCAGAUCAGUCUAGUUUUAUCUUAUAAGACAAAAUAGAGGUUUGAAUGAGGUAACUUCAAGUUUACAAAGUCUCUGCCUGGUUUUGUGAAAAAGACCUAGCCCUUGUAAAUAGAAUAUGUGUAUUUCACCAUUCUUUCAAGAAGCAUUUAUAUGUGUAUUUGGUAUAUUAUCCCUGAAGAUGGUCACAAGUACAGUUUCUUCCCUCUAGUAGUUCAUAAUGUAGGAGGUGAGAGAGAGAUGAAGUUAUUAUUAUUAAGAUAAUGCUAGGAUUCUAGAGGAAAAUAAAAGAAGGACAACUCAGAUAUGAACUUCCUUCUAGAGGAGCAUGCUUCAGUUGAAUUUAAGAGCAAUAUGCAAAAGCACCAGUGGUACAUUAUGGACCAUAAAUACCUAGCUUGUGCCAAUUGGGGAACAUUAAGACAAGUCUAGACAGGUGGACAGAAGUUAGAUCCUAGAGGGUCUGUAUUUUUCUCAUUAUUGUCUAUUACCUACCUCAAAAUUGAAAUUGAAUAUAUGUUCUCUCCUGCCUGACAAAAAACUUCAAGAAAAAAAUAAAGUCCUCCCUUGGCGUAUGUGUAAACAUGGUUAAAUAUAUCCAUGCCAACCUGAAUUUGGACCAGGAAUAAAAUAGUGUACUCUCCAGACUCACCUGCGUAGCAUAUAAAGCU